AUGGGUGAUGGAUGCGAGACGCACCGACGGGCGUCGACCGCGUCGUCGUCUCCGCCGACGCCGACGCCGAGCGAACGGUGGAGGGGGUGGAUGACGGAGGCGAUCGAACGCGAUGGCGCCGAAACGAUCGAGAUUUUGGCGAAGAUGCCGAACGCGUCGUGUCGAGGGGUCGUCGCGUGCAUGCGACGGGUGACGCCGGAGCGGGACGCGCGCACGCUCGAGGCGCUCGUCGAGGCGUUGAUAUCCAUCGAAGAGCGAACGCACGGAGAAGAUAGGGUAUCGGAGGCAAUCGAUGGACACACCGGGUGCGAUGCGAUCUGUUGGUGCGCGAAACUUGGAUCGGGGAGCGGCGUUCGAGCGCUCGCGAGUCGGACGUCGAAGGCGACGGUCGACGCUUUGGAGACGACGCGGACGUCGGCGGUCAUGUGCGCGUGCAUCGGCGCCUCGAGAGCGCUGACGCCGACGCAGUUGAGUAAAGCUAGUGGAUCGAGCGUCGGUCGCGCGUGGGCGGAUGACGCGGAGGUCGUUCGUCGGACGCGAGAGCGGUACGCAGACGCGCUCGUCGCAGCUUUGGAGUGUCGCUCCGAAGAGGUGAACGAGCGAGCGCCCAACGGAUGGACACCGCUCACGUUCGCGUGUAGACACGCCGAAGUAUUGGGAACGGAGAUGAUUGAGUUUUUAUUGAACGCCGGCGCCGAGGUUAACCUCCCAGACGCUCGCGGGACGACGGCGCUCGCGCACGCGGCUUCGGCGGAUUCGUUCGAGGUGUGCCGCCUCCUCAGAGACGCCGGCGCCGACGCCUCUGUUCGAGACGCUCGCGGGUUCACGCCCGCGAUGACCGCGGCGUUUCGUAAUCCCGGUAACGUAAAAUUAUUAGCCGCACUAGCGAUUGAUUCGCAUUAA
This is a messenger RNA of Ostreococcus tauri, 903 nucleotides long. RefSeq names its product Ankyrin repeat. The coding region runs from base 1 to 903 and encodes 300 amino acids. Gene Ontology annotation, molecular function: protein binding. The record is from RefSeq and is a predicted model, not a curated record. The transcript has a single exon. NCBI's taxonomy places the organism in Eukaryota, Viridiplantae, Chlorophyta, Mamiellophyceae, Mamiellales, Bathycoccaceae.